Homarus americanus (American lobster) is the source of this 1486-nucleotide messenger RNA. RefSeq lists its product as uncharacterized. Lineage: Eukaryota; Metazoa; Arthropoda; Malacostraca; Decapoda; Nephropidae. Gene Ontology annotation, molecular function: cyclin-dependent protein serine/threonine kinase inhibitor activity. The transcript has 2 exons. Gene Ontology annotation, biological process: regulation of cell cycle. The record is from RefSeq and is a predicted model, not a curated record. Gene Ontology annotation, cellular component: nucleus. The coding region runs from base 327 to 1142 and encodes 271 amino acids.
UUCACUCACUCACUCGCCCACUCGCCAGUCGCAUCCCUCAGUACCUCCUGAGCGUCUGUUAGGAGAGGUUGGUCACGCAGUUAGCCUCCCACGCGUCAGUGACAGAUGCGAGGCUCCACCACCACAGGGAAACACUUGUCGUAGUGGUGGUAGUUACUGUGAGUGGUGAAGCGAGAGUGGCGGAGGGUCUUGUCUUGUAGUGGUGAGGAGGUGCUGUACCAUGGUAGUGCUACAGCCUAGUAAGGAGAAGGUUGAGCCUCAAGCGUGGGCGAGCCAGGAGGGCGUUGUCCAUCCUGGGAGACAACGACUCCAAGCGUAACCUCCAGAUGGCUGAAUCCCUCCUCACCAUCUCCGCCGAGGACUUCACCAAAAAGUGGAAUUUUGACCCCAUCAUGGGCGUCCCUCUGCACUCAGGACGCUUCAACUGGACGCCUACUGAUCCUGAAGGUGGCGCGGCAGGUGGCGAUCAGCGGCAAAACGAUCUGAACACCUGUCUCACUUUACCUGUAAACGACCUCUCGGUGAGUCUUAGUGGGGUGAGUGACCUGCACAGGUGUCCGGGGAACAUCUGUCCUCACACACCUGUCGGGGCCGGCGGCGGGGCGUCACGCUGCCGCCACCUGCCACCUGACCUCCCUCGCUCCCAGCUCCCGACCGAGAAUGACAAACAAACAACCGAAGAAAACUGUCAGCGAAGUGAAGACAACAGCCAGCAAGACAAACAGACAGCAGAGGAAGACAAGCAGCUGCGUGUGAAAGACAGUCCGGGGGCAGCAGACGCACAGACAGGUGGAGACAACAGCCAGCAUGUUAACUCACAGACAGCCCAAGGAGACAGCCAGGGACAACCAGCUGAGAGCGACAGACAGACAGUUGGUGUGGAGGUGGAGGGAGAAGGAGACGCCGCAGUGGAGGAGGAGGUCCCGUCACCACCUCCACACACCUCCAGACUCCGCCAGACCAGCAUCACAGAUUACGUGAGACCUCAGAAGACCUUGGCAGCCAGCAGCAGUCCCCUAGCAGGAGAGACACACCACCACCACCACACACAGCUCACCAAGAAGCGUCCUGCGCCCUCCAGCCUCCAGGACCACCUCCACCAACCUCCUCACAAGAAGGUCCUCCUCCAACUUCGAGCAUGAGGGCCAAGUUGUAGUAGAGGUUUGGUGUCAAGGAGGAGGAACUUCAAGAAACGUCCUCCUCCAACUUGUAGAAGAUUAUUGUGUUGAGGAACUUCAUUUAGACUCCAGGAGAUUGUGGUGGAUGUUGUUGGCGGUGUACUGUACAUUAAGCACAUCUUAGUACUGUGCAGGUAACUGUCUAGAAGAAUGCUAUAUGUUGUGUACACUAUAGCACAUCCUAGUACACUACAGAGAGAGAGAGAGAUGUGUUGCCUCAGAUCACAGGAAGUUACACAAUUUAAAAGGAAAUAAUUUGGGUAUUCCAAGUUCAGUUGUUUUGUUUCUUUAAUUGUGUAAACAAGAUG